AUGUCGUCCGCUGUUUCCAAUGGACAGGGAAGUAGCAUCGAAUGCAAUUACGGCCGAGCUCAAGAAAAAGGAAAAGGAAAUCGCUUUUUCAAUGGCAUCUACAGUAUCCAGAGAUGUGUACAUCAUCCGGAUAAGCAAUGUGAGUUUUCUUGGCAAAAAUAUAAUUUAAAAAAAAGAUAUGUACAGCCUCUCGGGGACAUUUCUGGUGUUUUCUGGUGUAGGGUACUAAGUUUGAAACGAUUUUCAAGACCUUUUGAGUUUUACCUUUUUAUGCAUGUUCCUGUAGUCGAUACUGUUGAGAAUUAGAUUUUUGUUCCAAGUCUAGUAUACCAUAUCGCGUUGCCAGGUCGUGUUUUCAACCUCCCAGCCGCAAUUUUCACACCUUCACACGUUUUCCAUUUGAAACCAUGAACAAACAAACAAACAAACACCUGUCUAUUUUUCUCGAAAUAUCCCAUACACAAAAACAGACAUUAUAGAUACACUGACGAUGCCUGCAAGACAGCUAUUGAUCACCGAAAUGAGCGAAUUCACAACGGACGAGGUGAAUGACGCGAUUCGUGGAAGAACCCGACCGUUUCACAGUGUUGUGGGUGAAUUCAGGAAGGAGGACAAAGUGUGAGUAAAAGUGACUCUCAUAUUGGGUUUCACCGGAAUGAGAAAGUUCUGGAUGAAAGCUGUAUUUUGGAGCUGAAAGCUUUGAUAAAUUAUUUCCAUAAAGCUUUUAUCUUCGUGAUUCUAGUUCGUACGGCGUUCUGAAAUGGUUCUGAAAGGAGCAGGGGACCUUCCGAGUUGAUGUGUCUGUCUGAACUGUCGUGCCACGUUCACUGUUCGAGUACCACCUCUCAGAAAUAAACGGAACAACGCGCAGUCAAUGGUGUUACCGUGGCUUGAAAAACAUCCUCGGCCACGUAACCUUUUCUGAGUUUUUCGCGUUUGACAUAAUAUUCAGACGAGGCCGUCAAAGUGCAAGGUCUUCAUAUUGCCAGCAGGGAAGAGUUUUCAAGCGUGAAUUUUCUAGGCCACGGUUACAACUUUGACUGUGCGCUGUUCCGUUUUGAGUUAGUUUAACAGAUAUUAAUUCAUAAAUACUGAAAUAUCUCAACAAAUUCUGUUUUCAGAGAUCUCUUCUGUACCCCACUAACAUUCUACGUCCAAAAAGACCAUAUCUGCGUGGAAAUCGCCCGAGCGGAGUGCUUCUGCAAACACAAUUUCUACGUGGAGAAGCGUAACUUCUACAAUAUCAUCCGAGAAGUCCAAGUGCCGACACUGGACAUUCAAGUCGAAGCUGAUGGAGAUGAACUGUUUGAAUUUCUUGCUUUCACACUGCCAGGAACUUGGUGCCGAGAAUUGAAGGCUCUGAAUGUGGUGUUCAACAAAAAAAUAUAUCUGGAACCUCUUUCUACUCUACUGAAGAAAUCCAGAAUGCUCAGCCGUCUCAGAAUUGCGCACAGCGCCAAGGAAAUCGUGCGAGUUUCGGAUUUCAUCAAGAAUAUGGCAUGUCUGGAGGAGUUGGAGCUGAACUGCCCGGAUCACAAUGACUCUGGAUUCUUGUUGGACAAGCAGACGAUGAAGUUUAUUGUAGAGCUCGAGAAAAGAACAGGUGCCGAGAAACCGUUCCGUUCUCUGAAAGCGUUCAACGCCUCCUUCAACUUCACCGCCCGCGAAUUCAUCAAAGAGUGUGUUCGUCUGGCAAAACUCAGCCACAAUUCCACGUACAAGCAAUACGAGACGAUCAAUGAGAUCCGAGGAAGGGGAGGUGUCGACGUGGAAGCUCGAGACACCACCAUCAACUUCGAAGUCACUCCAAGAUUUCCAGUGAAGCUCUCAAAUGAGGUGUUCGUGGAAUUGUGCCGGAAGAGCAAGAGCUACCUGGUAAAUUUCGACUCGCGCUCUCCACAAUUCCGUUACUUCAUGAUCCGACACUCUCUGUUCCGUCUGAUUGAUCGUGAUUAA
Messenger RNA from Caenorhabditis sp. 36 PRJEB53466, 1956 nucleotides. Lineage: Eukaryota; Metazoa; Nematoda; Chromadorea; Rhabditida; Rhabditidae. The record is from the annotation of a GenBank genome assembly.